UGAUUUACCCUUUUUUGUAAACAGCCGAAUAAGCACCUGGGAGAAAGCCACGCGGGAACAGUGGGGAGGGUUGCUUUGGGUUGGGCGCCGAUGAUAGUUCGCCGAGGGUACUACCAUUUUCAGUGAUCGAUUGAACUCAAAGGCUGCCAGGGUCGCUGCAAUGGACAAAGGGAAGUCGGCUGCGGAGCCGGCCCUGUCGGAGCGCCAGACCUCCGCCAGGAAACGAGAGGCUGCCGAGCCGGACGGACACAAGCCCAACAAACUGCGCAAAACAAAGGAGGCGGACGAGCCGCCGGAGACGGACUCGGGCUCGGAGAGCCGGGACAGCGGCGGCCGGGGCGCCGAGGGCCGCGGCCAGGACACGCCCUCGGCCAAGUCGGAGCGCGAGGACGAGCCCGACUCGGAGCAGGAUGACCUCGCCGCCGCCACAGGCUUCCACGGCUUGGAGGGCGCUGCGUUCCAAAGCCGCAUGCCUUCUGACAAGCUGACCUCGCUGGAGGCCUCCUGCCUUCCGGACAUCGCGUCAGGGGCGCCGCAGACGCAGAAGCUGUACCUCUACCUGCGCAACCGACUGCUGCAGCUGUGGAUCGAGAGCCCGAAGGAGGAGCUGACGCUGGCCUCAGCACUGGCGAGGAUCGAGCCGCCCUACAACACCGACACCAACCUCAUCCAGCGCACGCACGCCUACCUCCAGCGCCAGGGCUACAUCAACUUUGGCAUCUUCAAGCGCUUGCUGCCGGUGCCGACCGAGAAGAAGGGCCGUGUGCUGGUGGUCGGCGCCGGCAUCGCCGGGCUGACCGCCGCCAGGCAGCUGCAGCAGUUCGGCAUGGACGUCACCGUGCUGGAGGCCCGGGAGCGCGUGGGCGGCAGGAUCGCCACCUUCCGCAAGGGCAACUACAUCGCCGACCUGGGUGCCAUGGUGGUGACGGGGCUGGGCGGGAACCCGAUCGCCAUCGUCUCCAAGCAGAUCAGCAUGGAGCUUCACAAGAUCCGCCAGAAGUGUCCGCUCUACGAGAGCAGCGGCAGCCACGAGGUGCCUAAGGACAAAGACGAGAUGGUAGAGCGCGAGUUUAAUCGCCUGCUAGAAGCCACCAGCUACAUCUCCCACCAGCUCGACUUCAACUAUGUGGGCAACAGGGCGCUGUCGCUGGGCCAGGCGCUCGACUGGGUCAUCAAGCUGCAGGAGAAGGCAGUGAAAGACAAACAGCUUGCCCACUUCAAGCUGAUCAUCUCGCUACAGGAGAAGCUGAAGGCCAACCUGCACCGGCUGUCCGAGCUGGGUGACCGCAUUCGUCAGCUGCAUCAACAGCACAAGAAGCUCAGCGAGGAGAAGACCGGCAAGGACAUCACCCAGGAGUUUGUCAUCCGCACCAAACGCUACGAUCUGACGUGCGCGCUCAAGGAGUGGGACCUGCUGCACGAGCAACAGAAAGAGAUCGAAGAGAAACUGCACGAGUUAGAGGCCUCCCCACCCAGCGACGUGUACCUGUCGUCGCGGGACCGCCAGAUCCUGGACUGGCACUUCGCCAACCUCGAGUUCGCCAACGCCACGCCGCUGUCGAAUCUCUCGCUGAAGCACUGGGACCAGGACGACGACUUCGUCUUCACUGGCAGCCACCUGACCGUGCGGAACGGCUACUCGUGCGUGCCGGUGGCCAUGUCGGAGGGGCUGGAUAUCCGCCUGAGCACGGCCGCCACCAAGAUCGCCCACGACCGCGCCGGCGUCACCGUCGAGACCAGCAACCCGCGCACCGGCGCCACCGCCGCGUUCCAGGGUGACGCGGUGCUCUGUACGCUGCCGCUGGGCGUGCUGAAGCAGUGUUUCGCGCCGGCCGGCGUCACCAACGCACCCCGCUUCGAGCCGCCGCUGCCCGAGUGGAAGGCGGCCGCCAUCGACCGGCUCGGCUUCGGCAACCUCAACAAGGUGGUGCUCUGCUUCGACCGCAUGUUCUGGGACCCCAACUCCAACCUGUUCGGCCACGUGGGAAGCACCACCACCAGCAGAGGCGAGCUGUUCCUGUUCUGGAGCCUGUACAAGGCGCCCGUGCUGCUGGCUCUGGUGGCCGGCGAGGCGGCGGCCAUCAUGGAGACCGUCACCGACGCCGUCAUCGUCGGCCGCUGCAUCGCCGUGCUCAAGGGCAUCUUCGGCAGCAGCGGCGUGCCGCAGCCCAAGGAGACGGUGGUGACCCGGUGGCGGGCCGACCCGUGGUCACGUGGCUCCUACUCGUUCGUGGCCACCGGCAGCUCCGGCAACGACUAUGACGUCAUGUCGGCGCCCGUCUCGCUGCCCACGCAGGGCGACCAGGCUCAGGUGAAGCCGCGUCUCUACUUUGCCGGCGAGCACACGGUGCGCAACUACCCGGCCACCGUGCACGGCGCCAUGUUCAGCGGACUGCGAGAGGCCGGCCGCGUCGCCGACAACUUCCUCGGGCCUUCGUACGGACCACGGCCCUGAGCAGGAGCCUCGUACGGGCUGCCGCCAUGAGGAGCCUCGCACGGACCACGGCCCUGAGCAGAAGCCUCGUACGGGCUGCCGCCAUGAGGAGCCUCGCACGGACCACGGCCCUGAGCAGAAGCCUCGUACGGACCGCGGCCCAGAGCAGAAGCCUCGUACGGGCUGCCGCCAUGAGGAGCCUCGCACGGACCGCGGCCCAGAGCAGAAGCCUCGUACGGGCUGCCGCCAUGAGGAGCCUCGCACAGACCGCGGCCCUGAGCAGAAGCCUCGCACGGACCGCGGCCCUGAGGAGCUCCGGAGCUCCUCAGGGCCGCAUACGAGCCUCACACGAGUCACGACCUGAGCAGGGCUUGGUCGGAAAAGACAAGGAAGCCCCUGAGGUGGCCGCCGCUCGGCUGCUCGGCUCCUGUACGCCUGCACCGGGCCAGACGGACUGCAUCUCGGCGUCACUCUGUACCGGCAUCCAGCCGCAUGUCGGGUGUGCGGCUCCAGCUCUGUCCUCGCGAGGGGAGCCCGAUGCGUCCUCCCACGGCACCGUCGGUGGGACGGAGCGCUGUGUAACGGAUGCCGUGUGCCCAGCAGUCGGCUGCUGUGUCGGCGCCGACUUCUACUCUGCGCACGCCGACGGCCCAGCCAGCAGCCUACGCCACCGACCCCGCUGGCGGUCUGGUGCGCUGAAGCGGCCGCCCAAAGCCGACAGGGGACGGCGGCUCCCCCAGCGACGCGUGCACGUGCUGAGAGGCGCGUUCUGCUUGCGCGUUAUGACUUCCAACCACUAGGAUGUGUACGCGGGCUCAAUUAGUCCUUACGAUUUUCUGUUUGAGCGGUCGAGAUCUCACACGAGCGCCAGACUCGGUCACAGGUUCCUGGGUGCUUACGCCAACAUGUCUUGCUGGUUGAGCGCAACGGUGGCAGAGGAUGGGCUCGCAUUCUUUGUACUUUCAGUGACGCUGAACCUGCAAUGUGUCUCAGUGUCUGCAGUUGCCAGCGCUUAGAUGACAUGAAGGGCGCUUGCCUGCGUCAGUCAAAUGAAAAGUCGGACUUCGCCGCCCUUUGUGUCGCUAAAUGUGUCAAGAUACUGGCUAUUGCCAUACGCACCCAACCUUCAUUUUUAAUACACAUGGUGUCUUGUAA
Molecule: messenger RNA, 3589 nt
Organism: Pollicipes pollicipes
Lineage: Eukaryota; Metazoa; Arthropoda; Thecostraca; Pollicipedomorpha; Pollicipedidae
Gene: Su(var)3-3
Product: lysine-specific histone demethylase Su(var)3-3
Exons: 17
Coding region: 161-2455 (764 amino acids)
Biological process (GO): regulation of DNA-templated transcription; chromatin remodeling
Cellular component (GO): nucleus
Molecular function (GO): flavin adenine dinucleotide binding; oxidoreductase activity; transcription factor binding
Source: RefSeq, a predicted model, not a curated record